AUGGUCUGGGCAAAUACUGAGCGAGUUGGAUGUGGAGAGCAUUUUUGUGAGAAAAUGGAAGGAUAUGAUGAACCGGGUGUGCACUUCCUGGUCUGUAACUAUGAACCACCAGGAAAUUUUCAUGGGAGGAAGCCAUAUGAAACAGGAGACCCAUGUUCUGGAUGUCAGAGUAACUACGUCUGCAAAGACUCACUGUGUGAAGAAAGUAAAAAUCUGGAAGACACAACCCAACCACAUAUCUCAACUGGAUCUAGUGGUAAGCCAAUUGAAGAUACUAGUUCAACCCUUGGUCUCCAACCAAUGGAGGAUGCCAGUCCAACCCUCAGUUCCCAACUAAUAGAGGAUGCCAGUCAAACCUUCAGUGUAAAACCAAUAGAGGAUGCCAGUCCAACCCUCAGUCUCCAACCAAUGGAAGACGUCAGUCCAACCCUCAGUCCCCAACCAAUGGAGGAUGCCAGUCCAACCCUCAGUCCCCAACUAAUAGAGGAUGCCAGUCAAACCUUCAGUGUAAAACCAAUAGAGGAUGCCAGUCCAACCCUAGGUCUCCAACCAAUGGAAGAUGGUAGUCCAACCAUUGGUCUCCAGUUAUUGGAAGAUUAUACUCAAAAACUCGCUCCCCAGAAAACUGAAGAUGUCAAGCUAGUCAUCGCUGCACAUACAAUAGAUAUUGAAAGCACUGCCAUUACUCAAAAGACAACAAAUGAAAUUAGUUCAUCACGGACAGUGGAAGCCUUUACUCAAACUAAUAAAAAAGCUAGCUUUCGCCUAACUAGUCCUCUAUUUUCUACUAUCAGUUACCCCACUUAUACAACACACCAAAUUUCUUCUUCUCUCCCAAAGAGUGAAAUAGAAACAGAAACAACCAAACUGAACAUCUUAACAGAAAAACAAUUAACUACUCUGGGACUAUCACUUUUGGAUCUUAAAACAAUAGAAAAAGGAGGGAAUGAGCUUGUUACACAAAUACAGCCACUGCCAUACUCCAAUGGGUUAUCUGACCAAUCUUCAGUAGAAAUUGGUAAGGACAAACAGGACAGUAAAAACACAGUGGAACUGGAGCCCAUCUUACUCAAUAUCAUAUCAAACCUACCCACCCUGAUACCUAGACCAGCAAGCUCCAUACACUCUGAGAAAACCAGCAAUAAACAACAAGGCAAGGAAGCAGUCUUGUUUGAUAGUAAGAAACAAGCAACAUCUGACCCUAAACCGAAAACCAAAAUUAAAGACAAACAAAAAAGUGACCAAUUAAUAAACUCUGAAAAAUCUGACAAAAAAGCCAAAGUUCAUCCACUUGUAUCAGAAACAUCCCUAAAACUGGCAUACCAGUCACACACUUCAGACCGAACCUUCUUUGGAAAACACAACUCUAGGCCACAGAUUCCUCAAGCGGCAAAGCCUUAUUGUCCAUACCCAUGUGCUCAUCGAUUCUCGGUGGUGGCUCCUCUCUAUCGUACUAAUGAAGUGUCAAAUAUUGGAUUACAGAAAGGAUAUAACUGGUGGCCAGUUUACAACGCUUUAAAGAAACCUAGAAUUAAGCAGCCCUGUAAAACAUACAAGAGUGGAGUUUAUGGCUUGUACCGGGCAGAUACUGUGCCAUUUGGCAAAGACAAUUUGACUACUAUGGGCAAAUGGAAAAACUUGCAAACCAGGUAAGUACAACAACACGGCAUCCUUUUCACCUACUAACGCUAAAUAAGAGUCUAAUGGUAAGUAUGUACAAAUGACACAGACUGUGAGGUUGGUGAUAAUCUUCUCCCACUAGUGAGAAAAUAGCAGCUUUUCCCAUUAGAAAUAAUUAUGCAUAUGAUUAAUAUU
Molecule: messenger RNA, 1815 nt
Organism: Bombina bombina (fire-bellied toad)
Lineage: Eukaryota; Metazoa; Chordata; Amphibia; Anura; Bombinatoridae
Exons: 4
Cellular component (GO): extracellular region
Source: RefSeq, a predicted model, not a curated record